This is a messenger RNA of Cooperia oncophora, 1953 nucleotides long. Lineage: Eukaryota; Metazoa; Nematoda; Chromadorea; Rhabditida; Trichostrongylidae. The record is from the annotation of a GenBank genome assembly.
AUGUAUCCCUCUGGUUCGAGUACGUUUACCGGAGGACCUGGAGUGGUACGAAAGGGUGCGGAUAUCUCAUUAGAAGGAGUCAAUGAAUGGAAAAUACAAGAAAUUGGAUACGAUGGAGUGGAAAAGUACAUAAAGCCUCCAUCAUUCUCUGACAAUGUUGGUAAAUUGGCAAGGCAAGUGGACUGGAAGAAAUUGAUAGGGUCAGAUGCAGUGUAUGACAACCCAAACUCUAUAAAGGCUGAAAAUGAAGAAGAAGAGACUGUCGAAAAGAAAUCUGUUGAAAUCGAAGAACGCGUUGUACCAGAAGCAGGGCCUUGGCACGGCGUGGCGAAGUAUUUGCACGAGUCGCUGCAGCAGUUCAACGUUCUCCUUGACAACCUUGCGAUCAUGCGAGCCACUGACUACAUGAAGCCGUUAACCAUUCUAGAUCCAAUACACGCAGAAUCAGCUCCGAUGCAGACGGAAAAUGCUGCAGCAAGUAAAGCUACACAGUGGGUGUGGAAGCGAAAGGCAUUAUUAGAAGCUAUGAGUGUUCUCGAAUUGGCGCAGCGGCUUAGAAACGUGGAAGUGGAGGAUGAGAUGCAUCAACAGAAAAGCCAAUUCUUCAUGGAGCUGACAAAAAUGCGUGAAUAUUGGAGGGUUCGAAAAACCGGCGAUCAUAUCUACGGAGACCUUGGCUACCGCAUAUUUGGAUCCAAGUAUAAUCCACGAGAACUGUUCGACAUAACAAGAAUCUCGUUGCCUCCUGGAACGUCGAUCGACGCCAGCACAUCUGUACUGCAGGUGACUGUUCCUCGAGACCUCACUCGUCGCUCGACCCUUUCCGUCUCAAUAGUUAAGGAUGACUACACUAAUCGCGAAUUGUUCGCUAGUUUGGACGAUCACCAAUUUGAGUACAUGAAGAUAGACAAUAGUAAAAUUGAAUCCAUACAUUGGAGCGAUGCUUUGAAGUGGGCUCAAGAAACUUUGAUAUGCAAAGACAUAUUCAAUACACUGUGCUCCGAUGCUGUUCAAAUGCGAACUCGUUUGUCUACUAUUCGCGAUGGAGUUCUGCUCGUCAGCCUCUACAACGACUAUCUUCUCCGAGUUGAACUCAAAUAUUAUCCUUUCAGGGAAGGUGAUUUGCCAGAAGAAGGGUGUCCUUACUUGAAUCGAUCACUUCGUGAAAUGAUGGUUGCGCAAGAGUGUACACGAUGGAUUCGCCCACAAGCAUUUGUGUCACUUCCGUUGACGAAUCUCAGUGAAGCGCUUGACGCCCGUGGUCCAAGAGCAUUCACUGCACGAGAGAUCGAAAGUCGUGCUUAUAAACCGCAGUUUUUACUCGAGAAGUUGAUUACUGUUGCUUCCCACUACUCUCUAGUCGAGAUGGCGAGGAAAACAUUGGAAGAGUUUAUGACUGUGACACGUGAUCCUCAGGUUCAUUGGCGAUGGCUACGAUGCUCGCCAAUAAGUUCGCAAUUCAUGAUUGUUUUAACCAAUAGGAAUUUCGAUUAUGUUGUCGGAAAGGUUACGUACUACAUUAGAGUGAGCGCAGAUUCAGUCAGUUUGAUCUCCAAGGAUGGCCACAGUAUGGAAUGCUACCGUGAUCCAAAUCAGCUGAUGUACGCCCUCAAAUAUAUGGCGUGCACAUUUUCCGUCACAUCUAUUUCGACACUGGGGAAGGUGAUGUGGUUUUACCAACUUCUGCAUGCAAACAUGAAUGCCACGGACGAGCAUGGGAGACCAGCGCCGACUUUAUACAUGCUCAAUCCCGAUGCCACAAUGGAAGUAUUCAUUCGUUUCGGGAUCGAUCGUGACCCUCUGAUUCAAGUGAGGAAGUUUCAAGGUGCUACAAAGUAUGACGAUCAAGUGCAUGUCCCGUUUACAACGCUGAAUUACCUCAGAUUGAAAGGAAGUACGCUGUGUAAGAAAAUGGACAAUCUAUUUGCUGCUUUCAGGGACAUUGACGAGUAG